Anolis sagrei ordinatus is the source of this 2821-nucleotide messenger RNA. It is a transcript of the gene ZNF503, whose product is annotated as zinc finger protein 503. NCBI's taxonomy places the organism in Eukaryota, Metazoa, Chordata, Lepidosauria, Squamata, Anolidae. Gene Ontology annotation, cellular component: nucleus. The record is from RefSeq and is a predicted model, not a curated record. Gene Ontology annotation, biological process: negative regulation of DNA-templated transcription.
GCCCCAGAAGAAGGGGGCGGUGACGUCACAUCCCCUUGACCCUCCAAUCACCUCGGGGUCCCAUUUGAUUGGAAGGCGGCAAAGGCUUUAAUCUCCCGACUAAUUCAGCUGCCUUUUGAAGUGAGCUGCCUUCGCCAGAGCCGAGGCGGGCUGGGCAGCGGAGGAGGAGGCUCGCAAUCCUCGCAGCGGAGGAGGAGGAGGAGAGAGAGAGAGAGAGAGAGAGAGAGGAAGGCCCGGCCUGGCUGUGGAGAGAGAGAGAGCGAGCCGAGUGGAACCUCUUGCUGCCUCUCCCAGUUGCCUGCCUUUGGAGGAGUCGGUCCUAUACUAUUUCCCCCCCCCCCCCCCAGCGGGAGAGAAAAGAGGGGAUCGAGCCCCCCCCCCCUCUCUUUGCUUCGCCUCCCUCCCCGCCAGCUUUCAAUGCCAGGCUUUGGGUCAUGAUUACAUCCCCCUCGCUUUCUGCCGUAAGAAGUAGUCAGCACGGAGGAGGAGGAGGAGGAGCAGCAGAGGCGGCGGGAGGAGGAGGAGGCGGAGGAGGCGCCAGAGAUCUCGGGAACAGCAGCAACAGCAGCAGCAGCGUCGGCUGCGAUCUUGCGUGGCCAGGCGGACACUCGGGGGAUACGACCUACGGAGGAGGAGGAGGAGGGAGCAGCCUUGGCAGUAGCAGCAGCAGAAGCAGGAGCAGCGCCCCGGCGGGCCAGCCUUUCUUCCACGCCGUGCCCCCCUCGGACCCUUUGCGCCAGGCGAACCGCCUCCCCAUCAAAGUCUUGAAAAUGCUCACGGCGCGGACGGGGCACAUUUUGCACCCCGAGUACCUCCAGCCCUUGCCUUCCACGCCCGUCAGCCCCAUUGAGCUGGACGCGAAGAAGAGCCCCUUGGCGCUCCUGGCGCAGACCUGCUCCCAGAUCGGGAAGCCGGACCCCUCGCCUUCCUCCAAGCUCUCCUCGGUCACUUCCAGCGGCGGCGACAAAGAGUCCAGCAAGUCGGGCCCUCUGAAGCUCAGCGACAUCGGGGCGGAGGACAAGUCCAGCUUCAAGCCUUACUCCAAGCCCGGCGCGGACAAGAAAGAGUCCUCUUCGGGGACGGGAGGCUCGGGCGGAGGAGGAGGCGGAGGAGGCGGCGGCGGCGGCGGAGGCGGCGGCGAGAAGCCGGGCUUCCGGGUGCCGAGCGCCACCUGCCAGCCGUUCACGCCAAGGACAGGCAGCCCCACUUCCAGCGCCUCGGCCUGCUCCCCUGGACUCCUCUCCGGCGACGGGGGUAAAACCGAGUCGGCGGAGAAGAAGGACAGCAACGGCGAGAAGGGAGGCACGGAAUCGGCGCGGAUUACAGCAGAACUGAGCCAAGGCCACGACACAAACGCGAAAUCCCUCCUCGGGGGCGCCUCCUCGUCGUCGUCUUCCUCCUCCUCGUCGGUUUCCUCUGUCUCCUCCGCCUCGUCUCCUCCGUGCGGAGGCGGCGGCGUGGUGAGCUCCUCCUCGGUGCUCAGCUCGGGCCUGGUGGCCCCGGUGUCGCCCUACAAACCAGGACAAGCCGUUUUCCCGCUCCCCCCACCGGCUGGGAUGAGUUACCCAGGCUACGCGAGCUACGCGCCUCAGUUCCUCCCCCCCGGCGUGGCUUUGGACCCCACCAAGCCCGGUUUGGUGGGCACCUUGAGCUGCGGCGGGAGCAGCAAGACCUCCGGCUCGAGCCCUUUAGCGGGCGCGUCCCCGCCGUCGGUGAUGACGGCCAGCCUCUGCCGCGACCCGUACUGCUUGAGCUACCAUUGCGCCAGCCACUUAACCGGCGCCGCUGCCGCCGCCUCCUGCGCCCACGACGCGGCGCUCAAGCAGGGCUACCCGCCCCCGCUGGUCUACCCGACGCACCCGCUGCACGCCGUCCACUCCGGCGGGGGGCCGCCCUCCUUAGCCGGGCACCCUCUCUACCCGUACGGCUUCCUGCUCCCCAAUGACCCCCAGCCGCACAUCUGCAACUGGGUCUCGGCCAACGGGCCCUGCGACAAGCGCUUCGCCUCCUCGGAGGAGCUGCUGGGCCACCUGCGGACGCACACGGCCUUCCCAAGCGCCUCCUCGGCGGACAAGCUGCUCGGGGGUUACCCAGGCUCCAGUUCCUUAGCGGCGGCAGCAGCAGCGGCGGCCAUGGCGUGCCACAUGCACAGUCUCCCCUCUGCCGCUUCUUCCGGCGGCCCGUCCGCGUUGGCGGCCCUCCGCGGCCCGCACCACGCUUUGGGACUCAGCAGCCGCUACCACCCUUACUCCAAGAGCCCGCUCCCGGCCCCCGGGGCCCCGGUUCCCGUCCCUGCCGCCGCGCCUUCCGCCGCCGGAGCCUACUACUCCCCUUACGCGCUCUACGGGCAGAGACUCACCACUGCUUCCGCCCUGGGAUACCAGUGAGUUGACUGGCGACGACUGGGGGGGACUUUGCUGGGCUUUGGAGGGCGGGCGGAGGGACAUCGUGGGGGUCUUGGACCUUUGGAGAAGGAGAUACAGACAGAGAUAGGCAUCUCUAAGUAAGCAACAUCUCUCACAAACAAGACACACACCAAGCCUCCUUCCCUCCUUCUUUCCCUAACUCACUCUCGAGUGAGAAUAACAUUGCAAUUGGGACUCCUUUUGAUAUAUAUAUAAAUAUAAAGAGAGUGUUCAUCGUCAGGACUGGAUCCAUGGGCACUGUAUUUAUUUAUGUUAGCUUCAAGCGGGACAGCGACUUCGAAACGACGACAACAACAACAACAACAAAAGUGCUUUACUUUAACUUCGAAUAUUCUUAAAGGAAGACCGACGGGAAAAUAGUAAUAAGAAUGAUUGAUGAUGAUGAUAAUGAUGAU